Lethenteron reissneri (Far Eastern brook lamprey) is the source of this 5809-nucleotide messenger RNA. It is a transcript of the gene PREB, whose product is annotated as prolactin regulatory element binding. Gene Ontology annotation, molecular function: guanyl-nucleotide exchange factor activity; protein binding. The record is from RefSeq and is a predicted model, not a curated record. Gene Ontology annotation, biological process: endoplasmic reticulum to Golgi vesicle-mediated transport. Gene Ontology annotation, cellular component: endoplasmic reticulum membrane. NCBI's taxonomy places the organism in Eukaryota, Metazoa, Chordata, Hyperoartia, Petromyzontiformes, Petromyzontidae.
CUCACCCACCCCCUCACCCAACAUGGCGCCCCCGGAGCUGCACCGCGCGCCCUUUCCUCUCUACGCCGUCGCCGUCCUCUCCGACAGCCUCGUCGUGGUGGGCGGCGGAGGCGGCGCGGCGAAGACGGGCAUCAAGAACGCGCUGCACUUCCUGCGCGUGGAAUGGAUCUCGGGGCGACCCUCGGCCUCUCUCCUCUGCAGCCACGACACGCAAACGCGCGCCGUCAUGAACCUGGCAGCAUGCGCGCCCCUACCGCCCUCCAUCGCCAACGCAAACAACGCCGCUCACGCUGCUGCCAACAAUGCCAAGGGCCAAGGCAAGAAGGCAGGGGAGAAGGGCGCUGCGGCCGCGUUGGAGAGCGGCGUGCUGGCUGUCGGCAUGGACGGGGACUGCCACGUCCUCCGCUAUGACGAGGUGCCCGCCGAGAGCCGCGCAGCGCCGCCCGCCGAAAAGGGGCGGCAGAGGAAAAAGGGAAAAGCGGAGGGCAAGGCGGAGGGGGGUAAGGCGGAGGGCAAGGCGGAGGGCAAGAUGGCAGAGGGGGGCAAAGCAGAGGAGGGCGAGACGCGUAACGAGACGCCGCAGCUCCAGCUGGAGAGCCUGCACGUGGUGCAGAGCGACGUGAGCGCCGACAGCGUGCAGAAGUCGGUCCGCUUCAACGCCGACUCGACGCUGCUCGCCACAGGCGGUGUGGACGGGCACCUGCGCGUAUGGGAGUUCCCCGACAUGAAGCUCUUGCAUGACAUCGAGGCUCACAAGGAUGAGGUGGAAGACCUGGAUUUUGGACCCAGCAACACGUUGGUGUCCGUGGGGCGCGACUUCUCGUGCAGCGUCUGGCAGAAGGGGCUGCUCAUGCUUGGCCUCGACUGGAAUAAAGCCAAGCCCGACGUUCCCGACAAGACGUACCGCUUCCGUGCCUGCAGGUUUGGGCGUGUGGCCGAUAGCCCCGACAAGGUGCGUCUCUACACGGUGCACAUCCCGCACAAGCGCGAGCGCCGCCCCCCGCCCUGCUACAUCACCAAGUGGGAAGGGCAGAGCUUCCUGCCGCUCCUCACCGCGCCCUGCGGCACCGAGGUCGUGUCCACCUUCACCGUCAGCGAGUCGGGCACGUUCCUCGGACUGGGCACAGUGACGGGUUCCGUGGCCAUCUACAUUGCUUUCUCCCUGCAGCAGGCGUACUACGUGCGCGAGACGCACGGCAUCGUGGUGACGGAGCUGGCGUUUGUGGGCGACAAGGCGGGCAGGGGCGUGGCGCUGCGCGGAAGCAACGACGCUGCCAUGCUGAGCGUCGGCGUGGACAGCCGCUGCAAGCUGCACAUGCUGCCUCGACGCACCAUGCUGCCGGUGUGGCUGGUGCUGCUGUGCUGUGCCGGCCUGCUGGUGCUCACCAUAAUGCUCAUCCAGCACUUCUUCCCGGGCUUCCUGUAACAUCCGGCAGCACCGCAAGCCCCUCUCCUCUCAUCAUCCCCGCCACAACCCCCCGCAUCCGACACCACCUCCCGCUACACACGGAUGCAGAGAUACGUACACACCAUGGCGACGUGGGCACACGGACGUGGAACAAUGCCGAUGCACCAUCGGGCAGCAGCAGCAGCCAGGUGGCGGAGGAUGUCUUAACCGAACCCCACGGAUACUCGGACACGGGGUCACGCGGACACGGGGUCACGCGGACACCCGUACGAAACGUGGCUGCUUGAAACGCGCAGCUGCCAACGGAAAACAAACGUUCUCACGCGCUGACCCAUCUCACGCGCUGACCCAUCUCGCGCGCUGACCCAUCUCACGUGCUGACCCAUCUCACGUGCUGACCCAUCGCAGCCGCGUGGACGCACAGCGAAGCGUCGGUGUAAGCACACACACGCAGGCGCAGCUUGUCUGCGGCAGAAUCUCUGGGCGAUUCGCGUUGGUUUCCUACGGCGCUCUGUAUGGAGCCUUUCUGAGAGAAAUCGCCCAAAUGUGGUGCGCUCUCGGCAUUGUGCGGCGGGUGGCGGUGGCUGUCGCGGUCGAACCGGGGGGCCCUAUGUGGCACAGACGGCGGCCCGACUCAGUUUGGCAGCUUCGCCGAUUCGCACUAGCACAGGCCGGAGAGCCACCCUGGAUACAGGGUGCGAGUAAAACCCACCUUUACAAGACUCCGAAUUCAGGAAAAGAUAUGUAAACAUUCUAAGUGAAAAAAAUGCAAUCUUUUGAUUACGGAUAAUUGUGUUGUGAGCGGUGAAAUUUUACCAGCGCACCGUCUGGCGGCUGAAUUUUACGAUCAUAAUUCUAAUGGGGAAUUCACAAGCCAGGUCUCAGUGCCCAACUUCUCAAACCACUUUAACACAUAGGCUUUCGCGACCAAUAUCCAUAAGAGAUUUUUUGGGGUUAGAUUUCGUAAAUAUAAAGGUGUCGUUAAACCCGCCACCACCCUCCACAGCUAAUUAGUAAGGAUUGUGUUGGGUGGUGGUGGUAGUUUGACCGACACGUUUAUAUUUACGCGAUCUAACUCAAAAACCUCUUAUGGAUUCCCAAACCACGUUGGCAGAUUGCUGCCACGAUCCAAACAUUUCCAGUAAUUAGCGCCUUGUUUGCUCUCAUCGCACGACACUGGGCGGGCUGCGUGUUAUGAGAGAGGCAUCUUGCCUCUGUCAAGUUGUUGUUUUUGUAGUUCUGAGCCUUACAAUUCGAAGAAACUCCUCCACGGCGGAGUGGACAUGUGACUAACGUGCACCCUUCCCAGCGCACAAUCGUAGAGGGUGUCCGUAAGUAAAACGUGUCGAGGGGUUCGCCGGUUCGAAGCGCAGCUUGUGCACUUUAACACCUAGUGUGGCUGUAAAGGGCCAACUUGAUAUUGGCUGCAAUUGGCGUUAAGUGUCGUCGCCAGACUUGUGGAGUUGUGUUUGCAGCAACACACCGGAUUGUUUACAGACGCUUGCUGCUCUGGGACGGGAACCCCGCGGGUGAUAGCAAGUGCCGUUCGAGUGUGGCUUCUGUGACCAAGAACCCUCACGCGAGGACUAUUGAGUGUAUUGGUGACAAUUAUCGACGGUAUUUGCAUGUUCAUAGCUGUUAGGUUCAUGAUGGGGGCAGUCGAGAAAACAAUGGGAAUCUUUAAAUAAUGGCGUUAUUCUUAUUCCUUGCAUGGUAAGAGUAUUGAAAACUUCGCGAUUACUUUUAACCGCCUGAUUCUUACAUUUUGACUGCCCUCUCGUGUUUCCCAAUGCUGGCGCAGGUGGAGAGCACAGAUCCGGGAGCGUAGAAGUAUAGUACAACAACGGAAUUCGCUCCACUUUCAUAGCUUUGUCAAUUCAAAUUCUAUUCUGAAGUCAAGUGGAAUGAUCAAGUGGAAUGAUGCACAUUUGAAGUGUUAGCGCUUAAAAUGCCCAACCCUUGCUCCAGUACCUGUGCCGCUUGAGCUGAGCCAACGUAGCGGAUCACCCCUCAAAGGGGGGGGGGGGGGGGGUCGGGGGUGGGGGGUGUGAUUGUGGGGGGGGGGGGGGCAGCUCCCAGUAUCAACAUUCGUCACAAGGGGGCGCGUGCGCGCGUCCUUAGCGUGCCCUGUGGGUUCACUUUUUCUUGAGGGUUUCGGCGCGAGUGGUAGAAUCCCUGGGCAGAGCACAGCAGGCGAUGCCACUGCACCAGGGGGCCGCAGGCUGCGGGUCACGAAGAGAUGGAGAGGAUUGGGCUACGGGGGCUUUCCUUCUAAUUCCACGCACCAGGUUUCCCCGAGCCAAACCGCGCUACGACCCCCUGGAUAUCCCCUCUCGCGUUAUUGGUUUUUUUGCGUGGAGUUCUCGUUACGCAGUCGCGUCUCCCCCGAAUGGUAAUGAGGACUUUCCAUUCCACGUUUGCGGGAGCACAAUUGUGUUGCUAGCGCUCCUAUAGUUCCUAUAGUUCCUAUAGUUCCUAUAGUUCCUAUAGCCCCUAUAGUUCCUAUAGUUCCUAUAGUUCCUAUAGCCCCUAUAGUUCCUAUAGUUCCUAUAGUUCCUAUAGCCCCUAUAGUUCCUAUAGUUCCUAUAGCUCCUAUAGUUCCUAUAGCCCCUAUAGUUCCUAUAGUUCCUAUAGUUCCUAUAGCCCCUAUAGUUCCUAUAGCUCCUAUAGUUCCUAUAGCCCCUAUAGUUCCUAUAGUUCCUAUAGUUCCUAUAGCCCCUAUAGUUCCUAUAGUUCCUAUAGUUCCUAUAGUUCCUAUAGCCCCUAUAGUUCCUAUAGUUCCUAUAGCCCCUAUAGUUCCUAUAGUUACGACCCUCCGGUUUUCUCCAACGUCGUUCACAGCUAGGUCACUGCUCCUCACCUUUGACCCCUGACCGCAGCUAAAUGGUCUCUGAACCCCCGUGACCUCCCCCCCCCCCCCCCCCCAUUGUCCCUCGUCCCAUUUAUCACAGAUAACCACAUUCCUACUAACGCCCCCUCCGCCCCUCCCCCAAAUCUCCAAGAAUUCCACGCACCUGCGGGGAGCGUCUGUAGUCAUAUUUUGCCGAGACCCCUUUGUGCAAUGCACACACAAGCGGCACACGCUGCUGCCAGCUGAGCCACAAAUUGAUUGCAGGUGUUGCUAACCCCGCAGACACGUGCGCGUGGAUGACAGACCCAUUGUCGGUGUUUGACAGAUGUCUGCAGAUGUGAAAUGCCCCGAGGUGGUUGGUGUCUCAGGGGGCUAAAGUUGUGUCUUGACAGAACACUGAGCCAGCACUUUUGAGAAGGCUUGGUUCAAUCACUGGUCAAUUGGGUCGAGGUAAGAUCCAGUGGAGUGGAAUGUGGUUAUUCUGUCUCAAUCGUGCCUGCCACAACCGCACAAAGAAAACGAGAGUGGAGUUUUGAUUUAAAGCUUUCGUGACUGCAGGGAUUCAUAUUCUUGGUUCUUUCGGUAAAGUCACGUAGAAGGGAAAUAAUAAAAUAAUAUAAAUAACAAUUAUUGUUUUAUAGAAGGGAAAUAAUAAAAUAAUAUUAAUAACAAUUAUUGUUUUAUAUUUAUAUUAUUUAUUAUUUCACUUCUACGUGACUUUACCAAAAUAACCGAGAAUAAGAGUGGAGUUUGUUUCUUUGCACAAUGUCACGUGGCCCAUCUUUGUUUAAUCUGUAGAUAUUCACGAGAUGAACAGUUGGCCACUUGCCUGCCUCCAGAUGACAGCUCAGUCUCGCGGUAUCGUAGGACAGAGCCGUGAACGAUAAUUGGAAGCCUGGGAAGCUGUUUCCAGGUUGUUGCAACAUGUGACGUUUGGCUCUGUCUGUCGGGAGCUCUAGAAUGUAUAAAACACUUCACGGUGUCUAAGUUGUGCGAGUACUUUUGGAAUGUAAUCAUGUUUAUCGCAGCCUGUUUGUCAAUCCGCCGCUGAACGAAGGCCCCUCCCCAUGACGUAUCGGUCGCGACCGUUGUCUUAUCAUGCUUCGCCGCGCUGGUGUGUAGGUCCGUGAAAAGAAAUGCAGAUGAGGGUAAUCGUCUUGCUCGAGUUUCCAGAGGGUCAUGUUUAUGUCAAAUGUGGCUAGGGACCAACCAUGACUCGCACUGCACUCCCAGUCCACUUGGGUUCAGUCCAACUCCGCCUCCUCCCGUGAGGGCACCUGCAAGUCAAUUAGACCCCAACUCAUUGAGCCACAUUUAAAGUCUUACACUAUUUAUGUGCGUUUGCGUCUUCUGUAUGUAUUAAAAAAUAUAAUGCGUAAAGGCAAUUUAACUGAAUUUUAACGAUUCCACGGAAUGAAUGGGUCUAAUUACGGCCCGAUAGUGAUGGUAGACCACUUUGCGUGGUGUUAAAAUUGUAAAAAAUAAAAAAGUAGUUGUGUAGGCCCUCUGCCGCAGAAUACAUCUCAUCAAUAAAGUCGUGAUUCUUUACA